AUGGACCGAUCCAUAUUCUACGUGGCCAGUGCAACAGCAACGGUACUUUAUGUGCUUGAGGUGGUUCCCCGGAGUUUUCCUAUACUUCAUCGGCUGCCUUAUGUACCUGGUGCAUCUGCCUGUUUCAGAGUGUGGCAAGAUCGAAUAAGCAUCAGCUGUUCCCCUGCUGCUUGUCGUAAAGAUGGAUUCGUCACAGAUGUCCCUCGCAGGCAACUAAAGUGGAGUAGACGCAUAAUCUUGGUUAACCAGCUCCUGAAGCUGGGGUAUAGGAAACGCAUCGUGAGCAAGUGUUCCAUUGCGAGGAAAAAGAGCCAGGGGCUGGGCAUAGACAUUGGUGGACCGUCAUCGAUGGGGAAAGAGCAUUGGCUCAACCGGAACAGUGGACGUAUGAAUGAACGACCACGCGAACGUUACCCUGUCCAGGGAAGUCCCCAUAUCAAGAAACGACCCUGUGGAAUGUUGAUGACAUCCCAACGGGGCAACUGGUUGGGGCUGGUCCAGCACCCCACAUCGGGCAAGCAUAAGGGCGAUCCCCCCUGA
Messenger RNA from Aspergillus niger, 540 nucleotides. RefSeq lists its product as hypothetical. The transcript has 4 exons. Bases 1 to 540 code for a protein of 179 amino acids. The record is from RefSeq and is a predicted model, not a curated record. NCBI's taxonomy places the organism in Eukaryota, Fungi, Ascomycota, Eurotiomycetes, Eurotiales, Aspergillaceae.